AUGAUGCGCCCUAGAGACCCUCGGGUUCGCCAGCGGAUCAACCAGAUCUCUCAUAACCUCGAGUCGGCCAACGAGACCGCCCAAGAAGGCCUCUACACGUUCUCCCAGAACUACGUCGUCCCCUGUUUCUCCUCCAUUGGAAACUGCCUCUACGCUUGCACGUCGCCCUGCCUUCCAACCCGUGAGGACCACUACCGCCGUCGUCGAAGGGGGCGCGCCGAAGCCGUCUUUGAUUUCUACGAUGAUUGGGACAAUGAUGAUUCCGACAGCGGUAUACUCGGCUGGGGAACGGGGGAACUCGACCGUUUACUAGCGGGCAGCGGUUUGGCGCGUGGGAGCGCCGAGCAGCCGCGCCGCCAGCGGAAGAUGAGCUACGGCACUCGACGCACGAGGCGGAAAAGCAGCGUCCUGGCCCCGGACGAUCGCAACGACCCCACCAUUAUCCCUAGUUCUUCCUUCCUGGGCUUCCUGGAGCGGUUUCCGUGGAGAUUCGGCGCGAGGGGCAUCAAAUACCGCCCGUCUGCGGCUGACCUCCAGGAACACCCUGCGGGGAUACAGAGACACUCGUAUGAGAACGAGCCUCUUAUGGAGGAACCCGAGGAGAUUGAGGGGCCCAGCUCAAACGGGAAUGGGCGCUACCGCUCUUCGACACAGUCGUCCAGAGAGACGGCGAAUUCAUUGAGUUCGCGGGGUGACCUGAUCCCCAGUGACGAAGAGGAAGACGCCGUGCCCUUAGAUGAUGAGUUCGCCAUGGCUUUGGGCAGUCGACGUGACACAGGCCUGUUAGAGUCGGAGGCCCCACUCGGUGAUAAGCCCGCCAGCAUGAGGUCUACGUCCGGUACGUUCAGCCUGGCAUCAAAGGACUCGGGUAAGAAGAAGAAAAAGAAGCAGAGUCGGAUGCGGUCUCCGCGGAACUCGAAAGUAGAGGUCACCGAGGACAUAUCCACACCAUCCAUGAUGGAUCUACAGAAAGAAGAGGCGCGGGUAGAGCAUGAGGAAGAAUCCGAAAUCAUACGGAAACGACUUGCCGCCCGACAAUUGGCUUCGAGCCGGGGUUUCAAUCAGAGCAAUGACCCCGUACGAUCACCAACCUCCCCCCUCGAGAAGAGUCUGCAUAAGCUAACCUUUCCUACCGUAGCCCACACCAUUCUCCCUGCCCUCUCGCUCGCCCACUGUCUCGUCAGAAAUUGUAGAUCAUGA
Messenger RNA from Aspergillus terreus NIH2624, 1200 nucleotides. RefSeq lists its product as uncharacterized. NCBI's taxonomy places the organism in Eukaryota, Fungi, Ascomycota, Eurotiomycetes, Eurotiales, Aspergillaceae. The record is from RefSeq and is a predicted model, not a curated record. The coding region runs from base 1 to 1200 and encodes 399 amino acids. The transcript has a single exon.